Messenger RNA from Venustampulla echinocandica, 1593 nucleotides. RefSeq lists its product as uncharacterized. The transcript has a single exon. NCBI's taxonomy places the organism in Eukaryota, Fungi, Ascomycota, Leotiomycetes, Helotiales, Pleuroascaceae. The record is from RefSeq and is a predicted model, not a curated record. Gene Ontology annotation, molecular function: zinc ion binding. The coding region runs from base 1 to 1593 and encodes 530 amino acids. Gene Ontology annotation, biological process: regulation of DNA-templated transcription. Gene Ontology annotation, cellular component: nucleus.
AUGUCUCUCGCCCAGCUCUCCAAUUUGCUCCCUCUUCCCGAACCAGAGCUUAGACAGGUCCUCGACUAUGCAGGGACACUAUCCAAACAACAAGCUGCGGAUCAUUUCAAAGAUCUACUCGGGGAAUCACCACAAUCGAUAGAGUUCAUCUCGAGCUUCAACUCCCGCCGCAAAGACCUUCCUACAUCGUCACCAUCCCCAUCACAACCCUCUACAUCCGAAGCAAGUCCAAGCUCUGGAGUUCCCAAACCCGGACGCAGACCGAAGAAAGCGAAAGCUCCCCUCCACACGCCGUCACCCCGUCAAAUACAAGAUCACGCUGCGCAAGGCACCGCAUAUGUGAAGAAGAACGAAGACGAUUAUAUCACGAAAAGGCCUAUUCCUCAAGCCACGUCCUCCACUUCUGCAUCAACAUCCAAUAAUGCCUUUGCCCUACAACAGAAGCCAAAACCCAACGUUCAAGCACCUACCCAAAAGCCACCUCCCUCGGCCGCUGGAACCCUAAUAUCAGACUUUAAAUCCAAGAGCAACAACUCUUCCCGCAAAGCCUCCCGAACAUCCUCCCCCGCACCCCCUUCAAAGACGAAAAUAAAUAUCACAGGCGGAACCUCCAUGCACGGCGCCUCCUCAGUAAUCAACGAGUUAGACGCUGCCAUCUGCAGUUUAGAAGUCAGCACCAACAGCUCCCUAUUGCCCUCCAGCGAUAAGCGAAAAUGCAACUGCAUCGGUGCCCGCCAUCCUCUACUAGCAGCAGCGCCAAACUGCUUGAACUGUGGAAAAGUCAUAUGUGUGAAGGAGGGAUUGGGACCUUGUACAUUUUGCGGGACCCCGUUACUUAGUGCGAUGGAAGUACAGGGCAUGAUAAAAGAAUUGAAGGAGGAGAGGGGAAGGGAAAAGAUGGUACUUGAUGCGUCUAGUCAUAGGCGGGCUGAGGUCUCCAAGAAACCUGCUCCUUUUACUAGAAAUGCGGAGAUACCCGCAAUGAGCCCUGCGGAGGCGAAGGCCAAGGAGCAUAGGGAUCGACUUUUGGGAUAUCAGGCUCAAAAUGCGAAGCGGACGACGGUCAGGGAUGAGGCUGCAGAUUUUGAGACGCCUAUUACAGCGGGGACUAAUAUUUGGGCUAGUCCUGCGGAGAGGGCGAGACAGUUGAAGAAACAGCAGAAGGUGCUUGCCGAGCAGGAGUGGAAUGCUAGACCGGAAUAUGACAAGAGAAGACAAGUCGUUAGUAUCGACUUAGUGAAGGGGAAGGUGGUUAAGAAGAUGGCGGCCAUGGAGAGGACGCCGGAGAAGGAGAGCGAGAGCGAGGAGGAAGGAGAAGCGAUUCCGCUAAGUGAUGCCAGCGGGAAUAGCACUGGUGGCGGUGGGAAAUUCAGUCGGAAUCCCCUGUUAGGAGGCCUCAUUAAGCCUGUGUGGAAUAGCGGGAAGGGCAAGGAGACUGCAACGGACACUCCUCCCAAUGAAAGUAGGAAGAAAACCUGGCGGAGAGUCCAAGAUGACUUAGAGGAUAAUGAGGCUGUUAUUCUAGAUGGAGGUGCAUAUGGUGGCGGCAACGUCAACCAACCUCUCGAGCGAGAGGAGCCUGCAUGUGGGUAG